Messenger RNA from Scylla paramamosain (green mud crab), 5988 nucleotides. RefSeq names its product exocyst complex component 4-like (gene Sec8). Bases 51 to 3026 code for a protein of 991 amino acids. Gene Ontology annotation, biological process: Golgi to plasma membrane transport; chemical synaptic transmission; exocytosis. The record is from RefSeq and is a predicted model, not a curated record. Lineage: Eukaryota; Metazoa; Arthropoda; Malacostraca; Decapoda; Portunidae. Gene Ontology annotation, cellular component: synapse; growth cone membrane; exocyst. The transcript has 19 exons.
AAAAUAACUCACUGGUCAGGACGAAAAGAGUGAGUGGAAGCCAGAGUCGCAUGAGGCAGCUCGAACACACAACAAAGAUGGCAGACACAGGCACGCCCCAGCGACCUGCCCGGGGUGGCAAACACCCCCCUAAAGAAUCGAGUGGGCUGUUGAUGUCAGUAAUCCGGACUCUGUCAGCCAGUGAGAGCAAUGAGCAGCGUGACCGUGAGAAGGCAAGGCUGGAAAGAGAGUACCGCAAAAGUGACCAACGACUUGACCAGCUUAUCACCACUCAUGACCAGUCCCUCAAGGAUGUUAUGCAGAUCUUUGGGGAUGUGUCUGGACGUCUGACAGAGUCCCGCAAGCGGAUCCGCACCAUUAAGGAGAACCUGGCAGCAUGCAAGCACCUCCUCCACUGCAAGCGGGAUGAGUUGAAGGAGCGCUGGCUGGAGGGAGUGGAACAUAAACAUGUUAUGCUUUUACUGGAACAGAUAGAUGAGGUCCAGGAUGUGGGUGAGCGUGUUGGGGCUUAUGUGGGAAGGAAACAUUACCUCCAUGCCACACAGCUGCUAGUCACUUCUCUCACACGCCUACGCACAGACCUAAAGAAGGUGGAGGCCCUUAAGGAUGUCAACACUGACCUCCAUUCGAGGAAGGAAAGACUACAUGAGGCACUAAUAGAGGAGGUUCAUGAGCACCUGUACCGCCGAUGGACACGGGAGGUGUUGUCACUGCGUCGACAGGGCUCUGGUCGGGACCCUGCCACCAGCUUGGUUCGAGCUGGUUCUGAUCGUGCCAGCACAACCACCAAGGCUGACAAGGCUCGGAAAAAUCUGCUGGAAAUGAUGACCUCACCAGGAAAAGUUAGGGGCCUUGGGGAUGGAGAAGUAUUGCAGGAAGAUGUAAGUGGGAGUGGCAACCCAGAGGACGACUCUCAGCACUUCAUGGCAAUUGUGGUAGAGUGCCUUGCCUUGCUUGGGAAGCUACCUGAUGCUGUAGAGACUAUCAAUCGAAGAAUGCAGAAGGAACUUGCCCUCAUCAUCCAAAGAACUACCCAGCAAAUAGUGGAACAUCACCCUCCUGCUCCUCCAGAGGAUGAACCUCCUCCUGCCUCUGCUCCAACUAUGCUCCGUGCUGAUGCCCGGGAGGCAAGGUUGCUGCAGGAGCUGCUACAGGUGGUGUUUGAACAGCUACGACUGGUAGUGGCUGCUCACAGAUCAGUGCUUGCCAGCCUGCGCUGCUCUGCUGACAAGCAUGGCCUUGAGGUUCAGCUUUACACCAUGCCUGAUGUGUGGUCUAAGGUCCAGGCUGCACUGCAAGUGAUGCUGAGUGAAUAUUUAGAUCUGAGUCAGCUGGGAACAGGACAGCAGCAAGCACCAGCAGCCUUCACUGAAGCUGCUUCUGAUCUCUCUUCCUUCUUCACAAAGAAGAGGACUCCAAGGUCCAAACCAUAUGGCCUAUUUAAGUUUGAAGCAUCCUACCAUGCUAUGACUAUGAACUCCUACCUCAUGGAGCAGCUGGAACAGACUGGGGGUGACACUGUUACCUUUGACAUAUCUGUCACUGAUGGCAAUGCACCCAGCACAGCAGGUGGGGGCAGCAAGGUGGGAAAGCGUGUCCUAGUAUGCUCUCCUUCUCCACACAACAUCACUGCAAUCUUUAAUCCUUUGCAACUCUUCAUCAAGGAGAUAGAGGAAGCACUUGGCUGCUCUCCUGGGACACACUGCACGCUGUACGUUUUCAUCACAGAUUAUAUCAAGGAUGCCUUUCUGGCCCAGCUACUCAGGGAGACAGAAGGCCGUCUUGAGCAAGCAACCAAGGCUCUGGAUGUGUGGAAGACUGUCAAGGACCCAGCCACACUGCGUUCCCUAAAAGUGUCUCGUCCUCUUUUGCAGAGCAGCCUGAGUGUGUGGCAAACCAUAGAAGAGCUGCGAUGGUUGCUUGGUGCACUCCCGCUGUAUGCCGACCAUUUUGUCACCAUGAUGUGCAACACUCUUAUGAACUACAGAGAGACCUGUCAGGCUGCCUAUCGGGGCAUCACCCAGCCAGACUCUGAGGACAAGAGGAUCAUCUCUGCCACCUGGGCCAAGGAUGAGGAUAUCAGCCGUUUCCUAAGAGAUCUCCCUAACUGGCGGGCACUUCAGGCUGGUGUCACUUCAGAUUCCUGCCUUGAAGGAGAUGAAAAUCCAGAGGAGGUCGGUGAGCGCAACCGCAAGGAAGCAGAGAUAUUGACAGGGAACCUUGGGGACCAACUGAUUCCACAGCACGAGAUACUGGCUGAUUCAAGCCAACUGCGUACUUUAGCCCACCUGCAGGAGAGCUUGGAAUGGUUUGGGGGAUGUAUAGUCAAGUUUGCAGCAUCUCUGCCAGUGAAAUCAUCUUCCUCUGGUAUCUUGGUGUCUGGUGAGGUGCCUCCUGUGUCUGAUGCCUCUGUGCAAACCCUCACCUCCCUAGCCAAGGACUUUGAAGAGCUGGCUCACACUUGCCUUCUUGUGUUGCAUCUAGAGGUGCGACUCCAUUGCUUCUUCUACCUGCUGCCAGUGGCUCGGGGAGGUGUAUUUGCCUCAGGGUUAGACUCUCAGGAACCAGACACAGAGGUACUUAAACUGAUCAAGGACCUUGCCACCAUUGAUGAUGCCCUCACCAGCACUCUUCACCCUCGCAAAUGCAAGUACAUUUUCGAAGGAUUGGGGCCUCUCAUUGCCAACAUAUUGAUGAGUUCUGUGGUACACAUUCGGCGCAUUAAUGAGAAUGGCAUCAAGAAGAUGUGCCGCAACAUCUUCAGUAUACAACAGCAGCUGACUAACAUAACAAUGACACGAGAGCUGGCCCUGGAUCAGGCCCGCCAAUACUACGAGAUGCUUUACCACCCCCAGGAUGAGAUCCUCAAUGUGCUGAUGAACCGUGGGAAGCAGUUCUCCGAGUUAGAGUACUUGAAUGCCUUGCAGCUGUUGCACCGUUCGUCACCAGGCUCAUCUCAGGAAACUCUUCAAGCCAGUUUGCAGAAACUCUCUGAAAUUUUUGGGGAUAUUGGGGUCACAGUGUAGUGCUGCUCUCUCUAAAGGAUGUAAAUAUCUGUUAUUUAUGUAUUAUAUAUUGUCCUUUUGCAAAACAGGGCAAGUUGGUGCUACAGAUGUCACUGGAUAUCCUCCUGAUUUUCCUCAUGUGACUAGGUGCGUGCUGUCUUUUAUAGGCAAAUUAUUUAAUGUUGAUGCUUGAUGUUCAGGCAAAAGGCUUAUGCUGCAGCUGCUGCCUGUCAUGCUCAUGAGGCUCCUACCUGCUAAUUAUGACCAUCUGUGAUACCAUGAACCCUCUUGUGGGAAAUCUUAUGAUCUGUCACAAACUUAGUUUUGAGCGUAGGAAAUGUGAGGUGGUUAGUUUGGAUGUAGGAAAAUGUGGUAAGAAAUGAGACAUAAGGCAUCAUUGUAAGGAACUACACUCCAAUAAGCAAGUACCAUAAGGUCAUAAUUUCAUGUUCUAAAAUUAGUUUGUGCAUCGUGUUCAGUAUUUAAUUUCAUACAUGAAGCAAGCAGUAAAGUUUGUUUCAUUACAUGUAGUAUAUUGAUUUCCCACUCAUCAACUAUAGAGAGUUCUAAACCAGAACUAGUACAUAUAGUAAGAACAGUUUUACCCAGAUAAAGACUAUUGGUGGUUUGGAUCUGUAUUAAAUGAAUGAAGUUACAUUCUGGACUAAUAUUUAACUGCAAAAUACUUUUUAGUCUUAAAUAAGAAUGGUCUCACUAUGCCUAUGAAAGUAAUGGUACUGUAAAUGGGACCACUUCUGGCUUUGAAAGUGGUAGAUCUGCCUUGCACUUUCAUGUAAAGUUUUGGUAUGAGAAAUGUUGUGAAAUUAUAUACUUCCAAGGCCACACUAGGCUUGUUGAUACAUUGCAAUGGAUUGACUAUAAUAUGGAUCCAUAUUGGUAGUUUUCUGGUAGCUAUGUCAUGCUCAGAGACUUCAUUUGAAGCUACCUACACUUCACACCAUCAGGUCAUAGAAUACCAGUAUUACCAGAGAGUGGCAUGGGUAAUUACACCUCAGUUUUCCUGCCCAAGCUGUAUCUCUGUACAUGUACAUGUGUGUGUGUGUGUUCAUGGACACACACACACACACACACACACACACACACACACACACACACACAAAAAAAAGUGGUCACCACACUCAGCUCACAACCGAGAAGGCUCGUGUUCGAGUCUCAGGCACAACGAAGCAAAUGGGCGAGCCUCUUAAUGCGUAGCCCCUAUUCACCCAGCAGCAAGUGGGUAGAGGAUGUAACCCGAGGGGUCAUGACCUCUCUGUCCCAGUAUGUGGUGUAUGAGUGGUCUCAGUCCUACCCAAAGAUCGGUCACUAUGAGCUCUAAGCUCUUUCCAUUGGAUAAUGGCUGGUUGGGUGACCACCAGAUGACCGUAGGUGAAUGACACACACACACACACACACACACACACACACACACACACACACACACACACACACACACACACACACACACGAAGGAAAAUAACUGGUCAAAGUCACUCUACAUGUUCUUGAUGACCAUAAAAAGCUCAUAAAAGCCACACACUUCACUAAUCUUCUUUGCCAGUUGUUAAUUUGGAUUCCAUGGAAGGCAGUCUUAUUUUAUGUUUCUUGUGUACAAGACUACUAAACAACUCCAUAUAGAGAAUGAACUGGCUCUUACUAAAGAUGCUCUUGCAAAUUAUGAACACAAUUUAGGCAGCAAAAAAAGUUCUUAGAAACAAAUUUGCUAUAUUGGAAGCUUAUGAGAGAAGCUUGCAGCUUGCCCUGUGAUCCUUACAAGAAAGUGUUUCUGACCUGAAGAGUAGCACAGAUUUGAAUAACUAUUCAGAUAGUUAUCAAAACAGCUGUACUGUGUUUAGUUAAUAUUCAUGGCAAGAUAAGUCGACUAAAAUGCUGAACAAAUGAGAUCAUUCCACAUUACUGAUUUCACAUCAAAGUUUUAGCAAGCUUAGGGACUAAAAAUUGCAUAAUAAUGUAAGCAUGUGUGUUUCAACAGUAUUCACACACCAAUGCCUAAAAUUAUUGAAGGUCUAUUUCUUCCAAAACAGUAAAUGCUGAACCUUUCUGCAGACUACCUACUUGUGCUUAAAAGAUGAACUGAUAUGAUAAAAUUCAAAAUAAUCUUUAGUUUGUACACUUUUUCUAGCAAAUACAAAAGCAAACAUCAAAUACUGUGAUCAGCUUAAGGCUGUAACAGGGAUUUCCACCACCCUUUUAAUUUUAUAUAUACAUAGGCUUGAAAUUAACAACAACCCUUCCAUGAUCCAACAUAGUUUAAGGAUUUUCAGCCAUUAUAUCCCAAAUAGGGUAGUCUGUGUGAAAAGAAUUAAAGAGGCUACUGUUAGCCUUCAACCCAAAAACAGCACAGUGAAUCAUUUAUAUUUGAAUAGCUUCAUAUUCCUUUAAUGGAGAAAAUACAACAGCAGCAGUAUCUCAAAUAUAGUAUAUUUAUUCCUAUCUGUUAGCUACUUUGAAUUAAUCAAAUUAUGGGAAAAAAAAAACUCAGAACUUUAAUAAACAAUAGUUGUUACUUGUGCUUCCCAUAGUUAAUACAUCAGUUGAAGAUUUUCCAUACUAAACAACUAUAUCCCUUUAAACUGAAAACAAAAUUACCAUCAACUUUUGGUAUUACAUAAUGUAAAUUUUGUUGUAUACAAGUUCACAUAGUUGACAGUGAUUCCUAAACUGUACCUUGUGAGUGGAGUAGAGUAACCAUACAUGAUGGAAUGCUGGAACUGUGGAUUCAGAGAAUUUAGAAAGAACCAUCUUAAGAUAUCAGUUACCUUCUGGGUACAAUUACCUUCUUUCCUCUCAAUCCAGUAUCCACUUAAGAGUGACUCCUUAUUACUGGAAAAGCAAGGAGCACAUGGUUGAGGCGAUGGGUGUGGCACUGGACCAAUCACACUUUUACCUGUGAUGUAAGAAAUAGUUUGUUACCUAUAUUUCCUAGACAAAAGAAAAUGUUAAUAAAGACAGAGUAUAUCAA